Messenger RNA from Aspergillus campestris IBT 28561, 2739 nucleotides. RefSeq names its product Het-C-domain-containing protein. The transcript has 4 exons. The record is from RefSeq and is a predicted model, not a curated record. Bases 1 to 2739 code for a protein of 912 amino acids. NCBI's taxonomy places the organism in Eukaryota, Fungi, Ascomycota, Eurotiomycetes, Eurotiales, Aspergillaceae.
AUGGCUUCCUCCCAUCUGGGCAUCAACGCCCUACUCAUCCUGAGCGUCCUGCUCGUCCUCCUCCCCUCGCAAGUUGACGCCUUUGGCGCUGGAAACAUCGCCUCCAUCUCCGCCGUCGAAGGCAAGAACUGGCGCCAUGGCGACAUCGAAGAUAUGCUCAAGACUGUCGCUUUCAUCACGGGUCACAAGUGGACUUCGACUAUGAUUAAGCGUGUUUAUUUUGGGAACUGGUUGCGGGAUUAUUCCCAGGCGAUGGAUGUCGGCACCCUUAAGAGUCUUCCUGCUGAUACCAUCCGCGUUCUCGUCUGGAUCCUCUCGUUUAUGACGUUCGGCUUGGCGACUGCUGAGUUUGAGGUUACUGGGGAGAGACUGGGGGUUUAUCGUCCUGAGGAACAUAUUGACAACCCCAAAGACUACGCCGAUAACGAGGACGCUCGCGUAUUCGACAAAAGACUGCGCGGCCCCAUCCGUCAGGCUGAACUGGAUAUCGACCCCCACACCGGCAUGAAGAACUAUAUCGCCAACGAACGCGGCGACUGGGCCACCAGUACGGCCUACAUCAAGUACAGUCUGGCGCGCAGUAUCCACUACGGCAGGACCUACACCCACGGCUCCGGUGGCAAAGGAAACGAGGAGGACCUCUGUGAGGCCUUGCGAUGCCUCGGCCAGGGUCUCCAUACCCUCGAGGAUUUCGCCGCCCACACCAACUACUGCGAGCUCGCCCUCCGCGAGAUGGGCUUCCACAAUGUCUUCGCCCACACCGGGGCGCGCACCCAGAUCAACCUCCACGGCCACAAGGUCUUUCCCCUCGUGACGGGCACCUUCGGCAUGGUGGACUUCUUCCACUCCGUGCUGGGAGAGGCCAACGACCACUUCACGCAGUCCGAGGUCAACGAGAUGGACAUCGCCCUCGGAGAUGCUCAGUCGAACUCGUCCGGCUCGUCGCUCGAUUCGCUGACCGGCCUCCUGGGCAAGAUCCCGGGGACCAAGGACCUGGUCACCGAGGCGGAGAACCUCAAGCGUCGCUCGGAGGAACAGGAAUCUUCGAACAAGCGCGGCAAGCCCAACGCGGGUUACAGCGCCGCUCGCGGGCUGGCCAAGAACUUUGCGGGCGACCAGGAUAAGAGCUCCCGGGCGUCUGACCGUCCCGAGCCUUCCGCCGGCAAACCGAGUCCGGUGACGGAUAUCGAUCCGGCCAAGACCAUCGAGCAGAUCUACCCGAUCCUGCAGUUCAGAGACAACGUCGUCCGGAAGCUGAACUCGGUCAUCGAGAAGAUCCCGGGCCUCGAGUCGCUGGUGGAGAAGAUCUCCGAGACAGUGACCGUCUUCGUCAUGUCCCUGCUGGCCCCGUUCAUCCGCCCCAUCAUCAACACCGCGUCCAAGUCUCUGCAGUCCGGCUCGUCCGGCGUGAUCGACGCCUCGGGCAAACACCAGUUCGAGCCCUGGACCGACCCGCACUGCACCGACCCCACCCACUCGCUGCUGUCCAAGGACCACUUCUCCAACAUCCUCAACGACCCGGCCGGAAACGUCGCCUCCGCGAUCCUCAAGUACGUGGCUCCCCGCGUGCUCUACGCCUGGCAGCACCCCGACGUGCCGGAGAAGGAGGUGCUCGAAGACUGCCUGAAGGUGUUCCACCACCCGGCCACCCGGGACAUGCGCAACGAAGCCCACCGCACCAUGUUCGAGGCCGUCGAAUCCUGGGCCCACUCCCGCCCCGACCGCGGCCGCAGCCUCAACGACAUCCUCAGCUCCGAGGGCGUCAAGGCCGGAAAGAACAACGGCGGCGAGGUCGGUCACUCGCACGGCGCCCACAGUCACGGUGCGGCUGCCGCGGGAGGACACAGCCACGGCGGUCAAUCCCGUCCCCCUCAGCAUCAGCAGCAGCAGCAGCAGCAGCAGCGCCCGUCCUCCUCGCACAGCUCCAACCCACUCGAGCAGCUCUCCAACAUCCCGGGUCUGUCGGGGCUAAAGAAGCUAGACGGUGUCUUUUCCGGUCUAUCCCUGGGAGGUUCGAAGAAGGAGGACAAGCCUGAGAAGCACCAUAGCAAGCCUGAGCAGCACCAUAGCAAGCCGCCUAAGCACCACAGCCCUCCUCAGCACCACAGCCAGCCCCAACACCACACCCCUCCCCGGCGCCACAGCCCGCCUCCGCACCAGUCCCACCAUGAAAACACCCGACCGCACCACAGCCAGCACCACGAGUCGUCGCACCAGUACUCGCAGCCCUCCCACCACUCCAGCGGCGGAUACGGCGGUGAUGGGCACAGCUCAGGCUACUACGGCCAGACUUCAAGCCAGGGACACGGUCAGUCUUCCGCCCCUGGAUACGGCCAGUCUUCCGCCCCUGGAUACGGCCAGUCUUCCGCCCCCGGAUACGGCCAGUCUUCUUCCAACCCCGGAUACGGCCAGUCUUCUUCCAACCCCGGAUACGGCCACCAGCCGAGCCAUGGAUACGGCAGCAGCAGCCAGCACCAGAGCCAGGGGUACCAGGAUUCGUCGUAUGGCGGCCAUUCUCAGGGCCAUGGUGGCAGUCAUGGCGGCAGCCACGGUCAAGGGUAUAGCAGCAACCAGGGCUAUGGAGGUCAAGGUCACGGCCAGGGCCAGAGCUACGGAAGUCAAGGCCAGAGCUACGGCGGAAACCAGGGCUAUGGAAACCAGGGCCAGAGCUAUGGAGGAAGCCAAAGCCACGGCUACGACAACAACCAAGGCUACGGCCAGAGCGGAUACCGGUAUUAG